Molecule: messenger RNA, 2970 nt
Organism: Oreochromis aureus
Lineage: Eukaryota; Metazoa; Chordata; Actinopteri; Cichliformes; Cichlidae
Product: ras-related protein Rap-2a
Exons: 2
Coding region: 905-1456 (183 amino acids)
Biological process (GO): Rap protein signal transduction; negative regulation of cell migration
Cellular component (GO): plasma membrane
Molecular function (GO): GTP binding; GTPase activity; GDP binding
Source: RefSeq, a predicted model, not a curated record
ACCUCCUCUUGGAUACACAUCCCCGAGCCGCCUCCGUGAUUGGAUGAGCUCUCUUUGGAUGUCACUGGGGCAACCGAAUGAUGGGAAUUUUAACACAUGAACGGAAAUGUCAGCGACGAAUCUCACUGGCUGCCUCCGCGAGGCUGCCAUUCAGGCACAUGUGAGGUGUACAGAAAGCGGAAGCGCCCAUUGGGCUGUUCAUGUAUCCAUCUGACGGAGGAUCCACAGGCUUUUCCUUUUUUCUUCUUCUUUUAUUUUUUUGGUGCCUCGGUACGGGAGCCGAGUGGGGACCGGCUGGUAACGCAGCGGCCGCGGGUCUCCACCCGAGAGUAUGGCGGCUGGAAUCGCACUGGAGAGCGGGGAAGAAGCGGAGACAUGUCAGAGAUGGUGAAACAGAAACAAAGAGACGCAAGUUCUUUAACUGAAAGUCAGGGCACUUUAAUUUGGGAGAGUUUCUCUGAGGCCGUCUGCAGCUUGAAAAAUUGCGCCUGCAGUUCAUUCCGGGGCUAAGCCAGCGUUUUCCCAGUGUCCUCGAUGGAGCAAGUUUGUUUUUUUAUGAAGCACAGAGAGGGGUGAGCUAAGCAGAUGAACACCCGCACGUUCAACACCAUCGGGCGAGCUUCUCUUUCUCCCUUUGCGCAUUUUUCGGACACUUCCAGUCCUCGGAUGCUCGUAUAACUGUCAGUGUCUGGCCUGCAUGGGGGGAAUAUCUACAAUGAAAUCCAUCUUGGGGUGCCGAGUCUUUGUGCUCUGCCAUAGCUGAGCAGCAGCGAACAAGACUGUGUUAUUGACAGCCCGUUCAGAAUGGGACACGAAUGGUGAGCGAGAUUCGCACGGGAGCAUUUUGCGUUGAUUUCAAUGACGCGCGGAGAUUGAUACCUUACGACUUGAUUUAAAUCCCACGAUGCGCGAGUAUAAAGUGGUGGUCCUGGGCAGCGGUGGGGUCGGGAAAUCCGCCCUCACUGUGCAGUUUGUGACCGGGACGUUCAUUGAGAAGUACGACCCUACCAUAGAGGAUUUUUACCGCAAGGAGAUCGAGGUGGACUCCUCGCCCUCGGUGCUGGAGAUCCUUGACACCGCUGGGACCGAGCAGUUCGCCUCAAUGCGCGACCUGUACAUCAAAAACGGUCAAGGAUUCAUAUUGGUCUACAGCCUUGUCAACCAGCAAAGCUUCCAGGACAUAAAGCCGAUGAGGGAUCAGAUCAUAAGAGUGAAAAGGUACGAAAAGGUUCCCGUGAUCUUGGUGGGGAACAAGGUGGACUUGGAAAGCGAGAGGGAGGUAUCAUCCAGCGAAGGUCAGGCUCUAGCCGAGGAGUGGGGCUGCCCGUUCAUGGAGACCUCGGCGAAGAGCAAAACUAUGGUAGACGAACUGUUCGCUGAGAUCGUUCGGCAGAUGGACUACGCCGCCCAGCCAGACAAGGACGACCCCUGCUGCUCCUCUUGCAAUAUACAAUAGCCCUGGGGGGGGCCACCAGGAACAGGCCAGGCAAAAAGUCCACUUAGAGGGAACUUGUUUGACUUGCAGUGGACAGAUACACACUUAGACACACACAUGCACAUGCCGAUUAAACUGAAAAUGAAUUCACAGUUGAGCGCAAUGGAUACCAAGUCAGUGGAGCAUAACAUUUGCAGUGACAUGAUUAAUAAGAGUAAUAACACGUGAGUAUUGCAUACAUUUUGAAUGAAAAAUGCCAGGAAUUUGCCGCAAAGGUAAUUGACAAACGACAAACGGAACAUGCCCUCGCCUUAUUUUACACUCUGUUUUUUGUUUGUUUAAGUUAUUCUGUUAUGAGGAAGCAAAUAUUGUCAGCAAAGAAUAACAGACCGGGAUCUUUACUCAUUAUAGCUUCCUAAACAAUCUGCUAGAAAUAACUGUUGUUAUUGCAGUUUUCACACACACCACUGAGAUGCAUUUCCUGUUACCAUGACUCUGUUGCAAGUAGCUGCUGAACACACAUAACAGAUUUCUGGGAUCCAGUUUGAGAAGCAUUUGAUUUCCAUUAUGUACAACGUUGCUCCCAGUUUAAUUCUCGCAGAGGUUGGCGGAGGGAUAUUUUUUUUCUACUCAUCACAGGGCUGAACCAAAGAGGUGCCCUCAAAGCGCCUCGAUUUUCUUAGUUUUUUUUUUUCUGCUGUUCAAAAAAAAAGGAAUGGAGAGAAAAAGGAUAAGUCAGUGUCUUUCUUUAAAAAAAAACAAAAACAAAAAAACAACGAUGCAGUCAUCUCUUUCCUAUUUUCUCACUUUGAGAUAUGAUAGUAAGCAUAGCGGAGUCUUUCACAUAUCGUGUGAUGUUUUGUUUUCCUCUCCGGGAGACUCUGACAGCAGAUUGCUGAGUAGUAAUAUAACUAACCGCUUCAUCCUGAUGGGACAAAGAGUGAUUUCAGUGUUUGAAUAUCUCCGCAGACCGUCUCUCCAAACUCUUUUCAGGAAUGGGUGACAUUUAAAGUGAAGAUGCCAACAUUUGUAAUACUUUUUAUUUGUUUUCGUCCUCUGGUAUCAAUAUGAAAUCUGGCGCUCCACAGUUUCCUGAUGCCAUUCUUUAUGUGCUCAGAGUAUUCAAAUUCAUAGUAACAAAUAGUACCGACGGAGGCGGCGGUGAUAAUAAGAAUAAUAAAUGGUAGUGUAAAUAUUUUGUAUGGAAAGUGCCAGCUCCUAUGAAGACACUGACUCAACACAUGUGGAAUUGUCAACUGUAUGCAUGGCUAGUGAACAAAAAAAAAGGACUCUGUUGUCUGAGAUUACUAUAGGCUGUGGAAAAAAAACGUGCAAAUCAAACACAUACAUGUCUGGAUCUGGACACUGUCUCAACUGUACAUCUAUGUUGCCACGGGAAGCAGACUUUCCCCGUGUGACCAUUUUCAUUGUUGAUUUUAUAUUUUUUUAUGUGACCAUUUACUCUUUAUCCCUCUCUGAAUGGUGACACUGUUACAUUUGACACCUAAACAAUAAAAGUGCGUUCAACACUAUCA